Messenger RNA from Peniophora sp. CBMAI 1063, 3711 nucleotides. Lineage: Eukaryota; Fungi; Basidiomycota; Agaricomycetes; Russulales; Peniophoraceae. The record is from the annotation of a GenBank genome assembly.
AUGUCCAACAGGUUCACCACUUCUCAUAAUACGCGCAGGUUCAACAAUGCUAUAUCGCAGACAACUCGCCCCUUAUCUUACCUUAAUGAGACUCAGUCGGAACCUCAUAACAAACGUAGCAAGUCGACGUCAACGACAUCGGGAUUCCAGGAACCAAGUGAACGAAAGGCGAAAAAGCCCCGCCAGACUCUGAACCUUCGUACUCAUGACGGACCUUCUCCGGCUGACCUUGCGCGGUCUGCGCGAUUACAAGCUGGCCUGGCGGUUGCCAAUCGAAAGCCGGUUUUGGACGUAGUGCCAGAAGAGGCUGACGGUUGGAACGACGAUGCUCAACUCUGGACACAUGAACCAAUUGAUCGCGCUGAAGCCAGUGCAACUGCAGUUCAUGGAGUCAAUCAGUCUCAGGCUCGUGUCGACGCCAUACAAACCCCAUCAAGCUUGUCCGGACCGCAGGAGUUCGAACCGGUGGAGCAAGAUGGCUUAGCGUCUUGGACAGGCAUGCCUUUGCCCCCCUCGAAUUCUUCCCACGCCGAUUCCACUGGACCGGAGCCCUCGGCACCGCCUCUGCCGCGAACCUCUCAGGGCAUGACCGCGGCUGACUACUAUCGCAUAUUCACCAACGAGAACCUUGCUCGCACCAGAACCAGCGCGAUUCUGCGCCGCUGCCGUCCGCCGGCUCCAUCCUGUCGUCGAUACCGCGACCUGGUCGGUUGGUGGAACGGCAAGUUUCAUCAAAAAGCUUGGUUGCGAGACGCUGGUGUCGCUAUCGUGCUAUGCGAACAGGCAGAUCUCUUCCUUGGCAAGUUCUGUCCCUCCAGCACCCGUCACGCCGGCCUUCCACCUGGGUUUGACGACCUUGAUCCUCCCGGGUAUUGUGACAGCAAAGCCGCGCCUGUGGAGCUGUACGAUGAAGCGGACGUGGAGAACGAGUUUCCCCCAUCUACGUCGGAUUCUUGGAAUGAAGAUGCCGACGUCGACGACGAGGUCUUGGCUGGUGCUGUUGAACAGACGGGCGAUGAAGCGGACAUUGAAAGCCGGGCUCCUCAAGUCGCCGACGAGGCUGAUGCAAGCGCCGCCCACGGCGUCAGGGGGUCUCUUGGGUCGAGAGGCAUGGGAACAUACCCAGGACGCGAUCAUCGGGGACUGAAGGUUAUGGUGAUCACAGAUGUCACGCAUGUGCACGGAAUAGGCGUCCAAUUUUGCCAGUGCCGGGGAGCGCCUCCCCGUGACGAGCAACUUCUGGAGUACGGCAUCUACCCGGCGAGCUCGGAUCGCCCUGCGACUGGUUUUACUCUGAAUAAUCUGGACUAUCUCCGCAUGGAUGAGAUAGAAUGCAAGACCGCCCCCGAUUCAUACACGAAGAAGCUAAGACGGCUCACAAAUCCUCAUGACUGGAGAGCUAAUCGUUAUCCUGAGACGCUGCGCUGCAACCGCGAGUAUCGAGCCUGUCGCGCACUCAUCCAGCACGGAUUCGCUUACCAAGUCCUGGAACAAUGGGUCGAUCCAGGACCUGGUGAUCUUAUGUACCGUUGCGUAGCCUGUCCACGACCCAGCGGCCCGCUUCGCAAUAUGCCUGAACACUGGGAGCGCAGCCCAUAUGCUUGGGGUUACCAGUAUACGUGGAAUAUCGACGGUAACUUCGAAGCCCAACAUACGGCGUCUCGAUCCACCGAGAAUAAUGUCUAUCUUUUUCCUGGGACGGCGAUGUUUAACCAUCCUGAGGAUGAACUCGUAGUCCUGCGUGACGCUGUUGACGAUGCGGGACUUCCGGAUGAGCAGCGAAGGGCUCACGUUGAAUGUCACGACCAUAAAGCGGCUUCCGCCUUGGGGAAAUCAAGGAAUUCGGUAAUGGACAUACGCGGCAUAGGCACUAUAUGUUGCGCGCGUCACGGAUGCCUAGCUGCCGGUGGAACGAACGAUUUCGAAUGCGGCGAAUCCUUUCCGCCCGUCGAUCUUUGUCUCAGCAGAGUCUGGCUGAACGAGUGUGACUUCGACUUCAUCAAACGCCAGCUACUUCUGUACGAUAUCUGGUGCAGGUAUGGAGUCAAUCUCAAGGCCCGCUUCGAAGCCAACGGAUACUCCUGGCCGGAGGCCGUUCAGUUGCUGCAGGGAAUUGGAGUCUGGCACGUCUAUGGUCAUAAGCCGGAAUGCAAUUCGCGUUAUUCGCCUGUCUACGCUUACCGCAGCGGCAUUGUGGACGGUGAGAUCGUUGAGACCCUUUGGUCUCUACUGAACCGCAUAUUAUCCUCCUGUAGAGGCAUGUCGCUGGGCAACAGAAGGGAGACUAUUGAGGCUGCCAUGAAUGACAUCAACUUCAAGAAGACCGUCGGCAUGAUCGAUACUCUGGCGCGCAAGUGGAAGCGAUACACGAAGUCCUUUCCCAAGCGAUUGCAGACGCUGGAGCAGCUGAAUGAGGUCACGCUGACCGACGAUCGUGACCGCUGGGAACUCACGCGACGCCAAUUUGAAGCGUUACGCAUAUCCGAUCCUGCGCAGGUCGAUGGAAUGCUGGAUCAUCCCGAUAAUCCGCCUGACAUGAAGAACAUCAAGUUCGAGAUCAUAGCAGAGGCAGGUCCCAAGCCUGACGACAUUAAUCUUGCAAAGGCCAUAAUUGACGCCCAUGAUAUCCUGAUUGAGAAGCUAAGGUUUCAGUCACGCGCAAAACCAAAUUCACUCACCGAGGAGGACGUGUACGGGCUGGCUUUGCGCCGCGGUCGUCUCAAGAAACGUAUCACUGCAAGUAACAAACUGAUGUCACGCUUACUUCCGAGGAGACCGGGUUACGAUUGGUCCGAGAGCACUGAACGUGACGAUGUAACGGGCGAAGAGGUAGAUCCCCGCGUCGGAGCCGCGGCGGAUGGAGGCGCGACCGGACCGUACGCUUUGCGAGCCAACGCUGAGAAUCUCGCCGUCGAUAUACCGUCAGCGCGUCUUCGAGCUCCGGAUGUUGAGCAUACGCCGUCGGAAAAAGUUGCGAUCGCGCUGGAGUUACGCCUGAACACUGCGGCUAUGGACGUCGCACUAAGUGACCUUCGUCGCGGGCUGGUGGAGCAGGCAUAUAUCUUUCGCUGCGAUAUACGACAGUCUGCUAGUAGCGGGAAUGUCAAGCUGGGCUACGAUGCGGCGAAAAAGGCGCGUGAACACGCCCGCGCCUCAGCCGCUCUCAAUCAGUCAUAUGCGGACACAUAUCGGUCUCUGCGGCAACGCUGUGCCGAACUACAUCUUGACAAAACUUCCCGUCUGGGACGCGUGGCGUGGGAGUCCUUCUGCGAACGGUAUCGACCGUUGUCAGCAAAGGACAUUGAAUGCAAUACUGCUACGUACGACGUCAAAGACCACAGUGGCGGCCUCGACCUCCCUUGGUUCUGGAAGCUCGAUCGCAGGCCUGGUCACGAAGCAGAUGACGAUGAAUACAUCGCCGAUUUCUUCAGGGUCCGUUGGAUCGAGGCGCGCUCGGCGUACAUGCGUUGCGCGGAAGAGCUUGUGAAAUUACAGCAAGAGAUGGACAUGACCUACCUCGGUUAUCAUGCGAGAGCCGAAGUUUGGCUUGGGAAAGCCGAGUACUUGCGAAAAUGCGGGGCUGCAUACGAGGGACACGCGGCGUCCGCGUAUGAGAUGGAGAAUAUGUGGCGUUCUCUGGCUGAACGAGCGGAGCGCGUGUUUUUGAGCCUAGCUCCUUCCCUACCAAAGGUACCGGUAAAUGAUUAUUAG